Messenger RNA from Heteronotia binoei (common prickly gecko), 1190 nucleotides. RefSeq names its product RNA polymerase II subunit D (gene POLR2D). Bases 127 to 555 code for a protein of 142 amino acids. Gene Ontology annotation, cellular component: P-body; RNA polymerase II, core complex. The record is from RefSeq and is a predicted model, not a curated record. Gene Ontology annotation, molecular function: translation initiation factor binding; nucleotide binding. Gene Ontology annotation, biological process: positive regulation of translational initiation; mRNA export from nucleus in response to heat stress; nuclear-transcribed mRNA catabolic process, deadenylation-dependent decay. The transcript is spliced from 4 exons. Lineage: Eukaryota; Metazoa; Chordata; Lepidosauria; Squamata; Gekkonidae.
UCUUUCCCGCAAGUCUACGAGGGGACCCGGGCCAAGCAGUCUCCACAAGAGGGCGCCUGUGCCAUCCGCUUGGCUUUCCUUUCCGCCCUCCCUUUCCGCCCGGGUUUCCGGGACUGGGUUGAGGCGAUGGCGGCAGGAGGGAGCGAUCCACACACCGUGGAUGUGGAAGAGGAUGCUUCUCAGCUUGUCUUUCCGAAGGAAUUUGAGACUGCUGAGACCCUUUUGAAUUCAGAAGUACAUAUGCUUCUUGAGCAUCGGAAACAGCAGAAUGAGAGUGCAGAAGAUGAACAGGAGCUCUCAGAAGUCUUCAUGAAAACACUGAACUAUACUGCUCGCUUCAGCCGCUUCAAAAACCGGGAGACUAUAGCUAGUGUUCGUAGUUUGUUACUCCAGAAGAAGCUUCAUAAAUUUGAACUGGCAUGUUUGGCUAAUCUGUGUCCUGAGACAGCCGAGGAAGCCAAAGCUUUAAUUCCCAGCUUAGAGGGUCGGUUUGAAGAUGAAGAGUUGCAGCAGAUUCUUGACGACAUUCAGACCAAAAGAAGCUUUCAAUAUUAGACAGAAUUACCAGAUUCUUCUGUAAUCUGAACACUGAGCAAGAAACAUCAUUUGUUUGUAUGCAGACUUGAACCAAUCCUGAAACUUACAGGAUAGAGUCAAAAAUAUAUAUUUGGACUUGUUGAAUAUUGAUGUAGUUGUAAAAAUUCAUGUGGUAUAAAUGGCAGAGUUCUUUGGAGUUUGAUUUCAUUAGUUUAGUACUUGUUUCUAAACUUCCUGUAUUCAGGGAGGGAACAAACAUUGGGGCAUUUUGGGGUGUAAAAUAAAUGAGGGCAUAGGUCCCUUUCUGAAUAUUUGUUAUCCAAGAGAAUUGUAUUUUCCUAUUUCUUGAAAACUAAUAACAGUGGAAUCAGGUCUGAUAAAUUUCAGUGUAUUCUCAAUGAGUUUGAUCAAAAGAAAGUUCUUACCUCAGGACUAAUUUUAAACUUUGUGUGGGAAAGCCUUUAUACUAAGGGCACAUGGUUUGUGAAAUUAUCCACUCAUUUUUAUGUAGCUCCUUUUGACUUAAAAAAGGAAACAUGUUACUGGGGUGAUGGGAAAAUGGUGUAAAUUGGAAAGAAUUUAUUAAAUUGAAUGUUUUUUCUAUAUGUUGGUGUGUUGAUAUAAUAUAUUAAAAGCUGUUGUGUUUCAUUAUA